This is a messenger RNA of Hippopotamus amphibius kiboko, 3578 nucleotides long. Its product is annotated as glycine N-acyltransferase-like. Gene Ontology annotation, molecular function: glycine N-acyltransferase activity. Lineage: Eukaryota; Metazoa; Chordata; Mammalia; Artiodactyla; Hippopotamidae. The record is from RefSeq and is a predicted model, not a curated record. Bases 136 to 1128 code for a protein of 330 amino acids. The transcript has 6 exons. Gene Ontology annotation, cellular component: mitochondrion.
UGCUGCUUCUCAUUUGUUCUUGGGGACCUUUCUGAGUGGAGACAACGUUUCAGGUGAGGACUCAUCUCACUUGGGAGAAUCACUGUGACACCUGCCUCCUUUUUCUCCAACAACAAGGCUAAGGUACCUGCCAAGAUGCUCCACUUACAGGGUCCACAGAUGUUGCAAAUGCUAGAAAAAUCCUUGAGGAAGAGCCUCCCUGAGUCCUUAAAGGUUUACGGGACCACCUUCCACAUGAAUCGGGGAAACCCUUUCAAGCUAAAGGCCCUGGUGGACAAGUGGCCUGAUUUCGAUACAGUGGUCAUCCGCCCUCAGGAGCAGGAGAUGACAGAUGACCUUGAUCACUACACCAAUACGUACCAAGUCUACUCCAAGGACCCUAAGAAAUGUCAGGAAUUCCUUGGCUCACCAGAAGUCAUCAACUGGAAGCAACAUUUGCAGAUUCAAAGUUCACAAUCCAGCCUGAAUGAUGUGAUAAAAAAUCUUGCGGGUAUUAAAUUGGGCAAGGUGAAGCAAACGCAAUGCUUUCUCUAUAUGGUCUCUGAGACAACAAGGAGAUUGACCGCUUCCCUGCUGGAUGGAAAAGACGUAUUACCCAAUGCUGAUAAAUACAAGUCCAUCCAUCAAAACAUGUUGAAACUCUCAUCGCUGGAUCCUACCCAUGCUGCCUUGGUGAAUAAAUUCUGGCACUUUGGUGGCAAUGAGAGGAGCCAGAGAUUCAUCAAGCGCUGUAUCCAGAACUUCCCUACCUUCUGCCUGCUGGGGCCCGAGGGGACCCCUGUGUCCUGGGCGCUGAUGGACCAGACAGGAGAGAUGCGGAUGGCAGGCACCAUGCCUGAGUAUCGGGCCCAGGGCCUCAUCACCUACAUCGGCUGUGUCCAGGUCCAGGCUCUGGACAAACUUGGCUUCCCCCUGUAUUCCCAUAUAGAUAGGGCCAAUCACAUUAUGAAAAAAGUGCGCUUCAAUCUGCAGUGUACUUCCAUGCCCUGUGACUGGAACCAGUGGCACUUUGUGCCUCUAGGAGGCAGCCCUGAACACAAGACAGUGUUGAAUGGAUGGGGCAUGUGGCUGGAGGAGCCAAAAGGUGAUGGAGAGAAAGAAAAAACUGUCAUCAAUGAAGGGGCCUGAGCUCUGAGGAAGCAGUGAUGGGUGGUGAACAGGACAGCCGCAGUAUCUGUGCUCAGAUACCCCCAAUAAUUCCUUAGUUUCUUGAGUACCAAACACACCAGCACCCCAGCUACCUGGCUGUUACAACUCCCACACUUCCAGCAACCUAGCCAUGCUUUAAACUGACUUGCAUGAUUUUCUACUUUGUUCUUCCUGGAACUACGACCUCAUUGACCCUUUCCAAUUUGCCAGAAGGGUUGUAAUAUUUUGUGGGUUUUAUGAUUUUCCUGUCUGGCUUUCUAAGACUUUAUUUUAAUUGAUUGGAGAGUAACCUGUCCUCUGAGUAGAUCUUUGAAGAUCCUCCUUUCCCAGGUCACUUCUUAAGCCUUGUAUUAUAAUCAUGUAAAAUAUACUAUGCACAGACAUCAUACAUUUCUAUACAUAUAGAUAUAGAUGGGAUACAGAUAUAGAUAUAGAUAUAGAUAACAGCAGAGAGAACAAAAGAAAAUGACUGAGUGGUGUUAACAUCUCCUUAGUGAUGACUAGCCUGGGAGACAUCCUCUCAGAGAGCUCUGAGGAACUCCUCCAAAGAGGUGAGGAGGAGGGCAGGAUGUAUGUGAUUUUGGAGUAGGGUUACAUGCAAUCAAGCCCACAUCUUGGUAGGUCAGUGUUAGUCACAAGGAACAGAUACCUCUGUGAAUGAUUUUGGUGCUUUUCUAAGUAUGGGAAGAUGCAAGAAUUGGGGUUCAUAAAAGAUUCUCCUGAAAAUAUCUAACUAUCUGAACACCUUUUCUGCCAGUUUCCCCAGAGCACAAGUGCCUCACUGCUGAUCUCGGCCCUGAAUUACUUUCACUGCAGUGGCUCAUGAUUCUAUCUGAGCCUGACCAGGGUGCUUGGCCUUUCCCAGUCAGUAGAAAUUGACUAGAGGCCAGACAAGAAAUUCCAGGCAAGGCUUUAUUGGGGCUGCUGCUGCAGCAGGGGGGAGCAAGAACAAGUAAGAAGUAAGAGAACCUCAUUCCAUGGUUCUCUUACUCUUUGGCUUCCUACGGGGGAGCAAGCCUGUUUCUUAUAUGUGAUGAGAGUAGCGCUGUGUCCAGGGGUGCAGCCUAGGUGUGGUUUAGGGGGUCUGCCCACUCUUUAGGUGGUGUCUGCCCCUAUCCCCUUGGUGGCGUUCUGUGCAGGGGGCAUGCCCAGUACCCUGCUUUUGUUCCCAAUACCCUGACACCCUGUUUUUGGCUCCAGGCUCUUCAGAAGGGGCAGUUUGGUUUUUUGGUCUUUUUGGACCUUUUUGUCCAUAACCUGCCUCAACUGUGCAGGCACAUAGUUAUCUUUAGUCUCUUACGAUUUCUUUGUAUUUUGUUGAUCGAGGAGACGUUUGUCCAGGUACAAGCAUUGCAGCACUGCAAUAAGGGUUCCAGGUCCCAGCCUGUCUCAGCUUCGUCACUCUAAUUUCUGACUUUGCCUUCACAUGGCUCUCUCCUCCAUGUGUGUUUGUGUCUUGUCUUCCUUCUCUUGUAAGGACACUUGUUAUUGGAUUAAAGUCCACUAGAUAAUCCAGGAUGAUUUCAUGUUGGGAUCCUUAAUGUAUUUCCAUCGGCAAGGUGCUUUUUCUAAAUAAGGUCAUAUUUUCAGGUCCCAAGUGGGCAUACCUUUUGAGUGGACACACCAUUCAACCACUAUACCUCCUACCUGUUCUUCCAGGUUUCCUUUUGUCUUCUUACCAACCGUUUUCUGCCAAGCAGCCAGAGUAAUCUUCUUUUUAACAAUGCACAUUAGACCAUGUACCUCCCUUGCUUAAAAGACUCCAGUACUUCCCAUCUCACUUAGAAAUAAUUUUCAACUCCAUCACGACCCUAUAAGAGCCAACACCCUUCUACUUUUCGGAUCACACCUCCUCUCUUGCUUACUGUCCCCAACAUCACUGGUCUUCCUCCUGCCAUCCAUCAUUGCAAGCUCAGGCCUAUUGAAUCAGCUUUUCCCUCUGCCUCCACCCCACCCAUCCUUACACAUGUGACUUCUUUUCCUAUUCAGAAAUGCUCAAGUGUCACAUCCCAUGCUAGACCACCCCAUCUAAAAUCACUUGCCAGUUAUUUUCCACACAUGACCUAGUUUUAUUGUCUUCAUAGCACCUAUGAUUAUUUGAAAUUAGCUACUUUAGUUCACUUUCUUACUGGUUGUUGGAGCUCUCCCCAACAACACUGCAAACCCCAUGAGACAAAGCAGGUACCUUCCCUGUCUCAUUCACUGAUAGAUCCUCCACAGCUAAAACAAUGAGUGCCUGGUAUGUGGUAGGUGUUUAAUAAAUGUGUUCAGUAAAUUCACUUCACUAAACAAAAGUUUUCCAAUAAAGAGAAUUUCAACAAAUUAUAUCCUUUCCCCCAUUGAUGUCCAGUCGAAUACUGAAUAGAAUUGAACACUGAGGGUGGAGAUUUGAGCUGAAAAUACCCAAUGCAGUGGUCCUUUGUGUGUAU